Molecule: messenger RNA, 4653 nt
Organism: Ixodes scapularis (black-legged tick)
Lineage: Eukaryota; Metazoa; Arthropoda; Arachnida; Ixodida; Ixodidae
Product: zinc finger BED domain-containing protein 4-like
Exons: 1
Coding region: 642-2156 (504 amino acids)
Molecular function (GO): DNA binding
Source: RefSeq, a predicted model, not a curated record
GAGAUGGACGUACCGACUUGAGGAUGGCAGGGUGUGGAACGCUUCAAAGUUGUCGGUCGUCCCAGAGCCAGAGAUGAGCACGCACAAUCAGGACAGGCCAGCAACGAGGAACGAUACCCUUGGACAGCCCACUUCAGGUGAAGCCAAAAGAGUUCCUCAAGGUGUAACCCCUACCGGAGGUGCAAGAUGGUGCCACGAUGACUGGCAGCUAACCGCUGCUACUCCCACGCAGUGGCAGUGAAAACAGCACCGACCACACAUACAGUCCUCAACUAGUCCAACACGGUGGCAAAGACAACAGCGUCGACCAUAUACACCGCCACUAGGCAUGUGCGAAUAUUCGAUUUUUCCGAAUAUUCGAACGAAUAGUACAUUAUUCGGUAUUCGCUUCGAUCCGAAUUCCGAUAUUCGAAAAAGUUUGAAGUAUUUGGCACUAACGAAUAGCGGAAGGAAAGCCGAUUGUAAAUGGUAGUUUGGGUUUCGGUUGUUACUCACGAAAGCCCCAUCGGCAUCAAGAAAUUAAAAAUAUCCAAUCCAAUCCAAGACAUGGUAAACCGAUCAGAAAAUCGUGCAUCGCAGCCGUCGCAGCUCCACAAAGGAUUCCGAAGUGUGCUCGCUCUAGGUGCUGCGUGUUUGUUCAUAUGGCUGACGGGUCAUCGACGGCAGCCGGGAAUGAUGAAAGUGAAGCAGGUGUAUAUCGAAAUCCGAUAUGGAACUACUUCUUGAAAGUGCCACCGGGAAAUGAAGCUCGGUGCCUCAAAUGCAAGGCAGUGCUGAAAACUCCAACGGGUACGACAAUGACCCUCGCAACGCACCUGAAGAGGCACCCUGAUUCGUACAAGACUUUCGAAUGUGAGUGUCAAGCACGCGGGAGUGCCGUCAAACACAAGAACGGGAGUAAACCGAAUCAUCAGCAACCGUCGGUAGCCGACAGUUUCAAGCCCAAACUGAAACCGACUGCACUCAAAGCGAAACAAAUGACGGCGAUAAUAGCGAACUUCAUUGCUAGCGCAAUGCAUCCGUACAGCAUCGUAGAAGAAAGUGGUUUCGUUGAAAUGAUGAAGCUUGCCAUGCCCGACUACACCGUGCCAUCGCGGACGACCUUUUUGCGGGUUGUCAUCCCGGAUCUAUACGAGUCCAAAAAGAAAGAACUAAGAAAGAGUCUGCGAGCCAUUUUCAGUAGCGGAGCAGAAUGUUACUCCAUCACGACGGAUGGCUGGACCUCGCGUGCAAACAAUAGCUACGUCUCCGUGACUUGCCACGUGAUGGACAAAGAAUUUCGACAGAACGUGCGCGCUUUGGCUUGUACGGACAUGACGGACUCCCACACGGCCGAAAACCUGGAACAGUUCAUCAAAAGUGCUAUCGAGGACUGGGAACUACCGGCGCCAGGCACCAUGCCGAUUUAUGUAGUCACGGACAAUGCUAGGAAUUUCACCUCAGCGUUUGCACGGUCACCGUGGUCUGGCGUGCAGUGCUUCGGACACACACCCAAGCUGUGCAUCAGCAACGCCAAAAAAGAAGUGGCGGGUUUCUCGCAGUUAUGUGCGAAAGCUAGAACCAUUGUGGCUCGAUAUAAAAGGAGUGCGAAGGCCCGCGGGCGCCUUAUGGAAAUCCAAAAGAACAUGAACCUUGAGUCACUUGAAGUUGUGCAAGACGUUCCAACACGUUGGAACAGUGAACACGCCAUGAUGAAGAGGCUUGUGAAGCUUCGCGUGCCCGUCAGUGUGGAGCUGUCGGAAUGUGACACAGUGGAACCUCUCAGUGCAAGUGAGUGGAGGCUCAUGGCUGCAGUAGUGCAGGUCUUGCAGCCUCUCGAGCAAGCCACAGCUGAGCUGUCUGGAGACAGCUAUCCGACCCUCUCCCAAGUGAUCCCCUUAUUAGAGUGCACCAAGGUUGUUCUCAGUCGACACUCUACCGAUGAAGCAGGAUCAGUUGCCUCAAGCCUCAUACAAAGCAUCAAGACACGAUUUCCAGAUGGGAAGAUGUGUCGCCUUCUAGCCUUGUCAAUGUUGGUGGACCCCAGGUACAAGGACGGGUGCUACACUGGAGAGGCAGAAAAAAAAUGGGCACGCACACUCCUGACGAAGGAGCCUAGUGAUGCAGCCGCCGAAACCAGCGGAGGCAUAGGAGACUCGUUGGGAGACACCCUGUAGGAUGUCUUCACCAGUCUUAGUUCUGACACGCACCAAAAGCCAGGCCACGAAUUCGCUACCGAGUCUGUUGAGUACCUGAAGACACCCCUCCUUGCGCGCACAGAAGGCCCCUUGGCAUGGUGGAGGUGCAGGGGAAGACAUCUGUACCCAUCCCUCGUCCGUGUUUCCCGUAGGUAUCUCUCGAUACCAGCAACUCAGACUAGGAGUGAAAGGCUUUUCUCAAGCGCAGGAAGCAUCGUGAACUGCAGGAGGGAGCUUCUCCUCCUUGAUCAUGUGCAGCAGCUCGUGUUCCUUCAUGAAAAUCACUGACUUUUCUUGUACUAAGUUUUGAUUUGUGCAUGAGCUUAAUUUUUAUUUUGUGGCUGUGUUGCAGUGAAAAUAAAUGGUCUGUGAAGUGACCACUGCAUAACUUUUGCUAAUAAUUUUUCCUACAAGCAUUCGGAUUAUUUGCUUUGAAAAUAUUCGAAGCAAAUUACUAUUCGCUUCGAACUAAAAAAACACUAUUCGCACAUGCCUAACCGCCACCCUUCGAGACUCUAAGACACCCACGUGAACUCAGGAUGGAGCCCUGUGCAAUGCCGUCGGGACGUGGCUCGGGACAAGGGGACAGUUGCCGGUCGAUGAGCCUUUCCCCUCCGGAGGGGCGGUGCAUUCACCAGACAGUGCAAUGGAAACGCCCCGACUGCCAGGAAUGCGAAGGCCACGUCGAAACCGUCGACCACCUUUGUACUAUGGCGAUUUUGUUUGAUUAACGAAGUGUACAUAGGAGUCCAUAGAAAUCGAUGCGUGUAAGUAAACGUGAUUAGCUUUAUAGUUCCUGGCCAGGAACACGUAAGUCUGAAUGAUGUGAAUGUGCUUCGAUGUAAUAACUGUAUUGUUCGCAUGCGUGUUAACACUGUGUUGAAACUGUGUUGACCUAUGUAACUGAUGCGGUGUUGAUUAUGUGUCUUGCGCGCUAUGUCCUAUUUCUAUCCUCUUUUUCUCGGCUGUAUUAUAUUCACUUUUAGUUUUCUUUACUUGUCAUUUAAGGGGGGGAGAAUGUUGUGUUCAUCAUGUUUCGUUAUCACUUCCUUUUCUUCUGUGUUGUCCUAUCUAUCACGCUAUCAUCAAUCUUCCUCUUCCUUGUUUUCUGUGAUAUAAUGGGAAUGUCUCAUGACAUAAAACAGUCUUCCUGAGAGCUCCGACUGGACUGGUUGUUCUUGACACACGACCCACACCCGGGGACUCUACACCGAAAAUAACGUCUCUCGCACAGUCUUGCAGAACGAUAAACUUGACCGGACACGUCUCGACAUGAAUCUCGAAUAAUGUCCCCCCGCAGUCCGUAUCUGUGGGCCAUCCCACGACACCGUCGCUUUCUGAAGGCGUUUGGAGAGCCUCCCACUCAGGACGGAGUUGUCCGCUCUGGUCUCGACAAGAGCCGACGUGUCGUAGCAGUCAAUAACGACUUUUAGGUUAUUCUUUACCGUUCCAAGAGCGUCAUUUCGGACUCUGGUGGCGUUCGAGGGGGGGGCCCUCCGACGUUCGUGGAGGAUCUUGGCGUAGGUCGUCUUCGGUAACUCUGCCUCCAGGGGUUGUUGCGCCUUGUUUCCCUGGCGACGAGAGAGCGGCAACAGGCUUUUAUGUCGGGGUCGGUGCAUCGGCGAAGCUGGACGUCGUGGCAAAGGCGACCGGAACUCUCAGCGGGAUGCAGGCUCGGGCGACUGAUGUCGUCGCAGGUACUUGUCGACCUCCUGAGGGCGUUCACCAUAAUGGGGGCGCAGGUCGAACCCGCGCAGCCCGAGUCGUCAGCAAGGGCAUCGGCGGUAGGUGUGGUCUGCUUCCCCGCAGUAGUAGAGGCUGCGGAUGACGAGCAACUAAGGCGUAAAUCAAGGCUGGUGGUUCCGGUGCAGCGUCCGCGAGAAUGUCGGGCUGGAUCGUUUGCUGGAUCUCCUCUCGUACAAUCUCGGCGAUCAAGAGCAAAGCUGGACAUUCGGUAGCAAGGUACCAGCUCCUUUAGUUCUUCACAGACGAUGUCCCGGAUGAUCUCACUGAUCCCUGGGAUAUUGGGGCUGAGGGUGCAGCUGGACGGCGUGGGUACAGCGACGCCAGGAACUUGAUGAUAGUUGGCGGCUCGUGUUUGAAGGGCACGCUCGAUGUUGGUGGCCUCCGUGAUGAAACCUUUGUCGGUGGUAGGUGGGCUCCGCACAAGGCCUCCGAAGGUGCUUUCCCUUACGCCGCGCAUCAAGACCAGCAGCUUUUUCUCUUCGGAAGCGUUUGGGUCGGCACGAUUUAUCAGGCAGAGAACGUCGUCGACGAAGCUUGCGAUGCUCUCGUUCGACCCAUGGGUUCUCGCUUGCAGAAGUUCUUCAGCAUGCUGUCGUCGCUGCUGGUUGGCGAAGGUGUGUUGCAGCUCAACCUGAAAUUCUUCCCGCGAUGAAAUCAAUGCUUCGUGGUUCUUGUACCAGGUGCGGGCCGUGCCUUCCAAAGCGAAGCAGACAUUCCGGAGGCUCUGCCC